Molecule: messenger RNA, 1427 nt
Organism: Caenorhabditis sp. 36 PRJEB53466
Lineage: Eukaryota; Metazoa; Nematoda; Chromadorea; Rhabditida; Rhabditidae
Source: the annotation of a GenBank genome assembly
AUGAAGACGUGCGCGAUUUUGGCAGCGCUCGGACUCGUCGCCGUCGUGCUCGCUGCGCCAAAACCUGGCGUCGGAGCCGCAUCCGCCGAUGACGACAACGCGUACGUGGCAGUUUAUGGUUUCGAGGUUGGUUGCAAAGUGUCCUCAUAAAUGCGCCUUCUCUAUACCUUUACGGGUGCCAAGUACAUAGUUAUGCACCAUGUCUUGAAAGUUUACAAGUGAAAGAUCAAAGGUCAGAACCACAAUAGCUAUUGUAGACUUUUGAACAGAAGCCACCACAACUAUACAACUACAAACCUACGAAAAAUUGUCGCACACGCCUAGACACCCCCCACGUUACCCUUUGCCAUUCAAAAAGUGUGUCUGGAGAAGGCUGGAGAAGACGUGGCCCCGUCAACGAAAACACUUGUCUUUGGGUGUCUGACUAGAACUCGAUUUUGCACUACUACCCGUUUUUUCGGCUAAAAAUAACGCCUUUGACAUUUCUCACGUUGCGUUUUUCCAAUUUCCUUCCCUUUUCCCGCAAAUUGAUAGCAGUAGUAAAACGGAAUUAAAUGCUGCUCUUCUCCUCUCUUUCUCGCUUCUCAUGGUGCAUCGUUACAGGCUCCAUCGCCGUACAAACGUGCGCCGCUCCUUCAGUCGAAACGGCACAUUUCGCCGUCGUACGACGUCGAAAUCGACGCCGGAAACAUGCGAAACUUGUUGGAUGUGGGCAAGCGCGGAGCUCCGAUGGCCUCCGACUACGGCGAUCAGUUCCAGGUUUGUUUUAGGCAAUCCGAAGGGCUCCUGAGGUGAACCUUAUGGAUCUAGAACUAGGAUUGAGUCUUAGAAAUCCGCAGAGAGUUCGCAGAUAGUAUUUGACGGAUCCUGAUGGUUCUAAGUGAAGAAACAUGAUGCUCAGUGUGCUUCAGUGAUCCUUUAUGAUCCUUAGAGAAACUUUUGUAAUUCCUAGGGAUCCAUAGUGAUCUUGGAAGCUGCCUAGACAAUCUUAGCGGUCCAAAAUGAUCCUGAACUUGUUCUCAUUCUCUCAAAUCCACUUUUCCGCCAUGAUCACGUCACUCUUUCUCUUCUCACCCGCCUAUCUUCUCACUCAAUCUGUGUCCGAGGAGACAAAGACAACACAAUGUCAUUUUUGCCUUCUUUUCACAUUCUAUUCCGAGCCCACUCUUGUUUUUUUUCCCUCCUAGAAUCACACGCACACGAAGGGGAAAGCGUAGGCGCUAAUGGCGUAAUUGCUGUGAAAGAAAACGAAAACGGCGGCGGAUUGUUAGAGGGAUUACGGUAGUCUGAUCUGAGCCCACUUUCAGAUGUACAGCCGCCUGAUUGAUGCGGGAAAGAAGAAGCGCUCGGCGGCCAUCUCGCCGGCCUAUCAAUUCGAAGACGCUCUCGGACUUUCGGAUGCUCUCGAGCGAGCCGGACGUCGUUAA